CAUAGUAGAACUAUUUCUGAGUUUAUCUGCGUUGACACCACUUCCCGAGUCUGCCCGGAGGGAGGAGGCCUCGUUACCGUCCCAGUUUGUCUAAUCGAGCAGUGAUCCAGGUGGGGAUCGCGGCGCGAGCGGCGCUACUGAUGGAUACUACUAACUGAGCUUCGAUUCUUCUUACAUAAGUUUCUUCCCCUCUACUUUUAGUGUAACACUCGUUCGAUGUUCCUACCAGCCACGCUCAUCUCUCUGUCAUGGUUUUCUGCUGUCUUUGCUGGUAGCGCCAACUUCGGAGACUCAUGCAGCGUUUCUAACAACCGACUUCAAGUCGGAACUUACCAGUUCUACACCGACUGCAAUUCAGUGACCUAUUGUGCCUCGAAUGGUACCUGUGCGCAUCGUGGCUGUAGGAAAGACGAUUUCCCUUUCGGAUACCCACAAGACUCAGAUAACCUCCCUCCAAAAUGCGGGAAAAGCCAAUUUUGUCCGGACGAGAUGGAUGAUUGUUUGAAUGUUUUGCCGGUUGGCAGCGCUUGCCAAAUGAAUCGAGACGACCAAUGUGAAGGCCCACCAAAUUACAAGGACCUUUUGGACACGACUAAUCGCGGUCUGAAUGUGAACGGAUCUGUAUGCCUCAAUAAUGUCUGCAUGUGGGCAAACGUUACGGAGAAUGUCGAUUGUGUGGUUCAAAAUACGGCCUACAUUGGCUACACCGCGAGCGGUGACGAGUUCAUCGACAUAGUAUCACGCGGAAACUGUCGCGUUGGCCUUUAUUGCGAUGCACAAUCUCUAAAAUGCUUUCAGGAGAAAAGCUUAGGCGUUUCUUGCGAUGCUGAUAAAGAGUGUUCGACGUGGAAUUGUAUGUCAUCAGGCGUGUGUGGCACCGACCAAGCUCUAGACCGUCAUCUUAGCUCUUGGGUGUAUGCUAUAGUAGGAAUCGGGAUUUUCGUAGGCAUGUUUGGUACACUCAUCGGACUCUUCUGCUUGCAUACCAAACAACGUGAUGCAGAACGGGAAAGGCGGCUGCGUUACUGGCGUGAACAGAACGCUUUUCAUCAAAACCUUUCUCAGAUGAGAGAAGCAGCUCGUUCGUCAAUUUUGUCCAUACCUGGAAUUGGGAGCAGCACUCGCAGUACGCUCUAUGGUGGCAAUAACUCGGACGACUCACACGCACCUAUGAUGCCAAACGCACUGGGGCAGCCAAGGACAUCAAGACUACGCAAUCACGUCAAGGACGAUGGAAAUUCCGAGGACGAUGAUGAGAGCCUCAUAAUGCAACAGCCUGUUCAGUCCUUAAGGGGUGACGACGGGCGAUUUUGAUACAGGAUAUUUUGUAGAAUGUUUCAUCUGUUAUCUCCAGCCAUGUACGCGCUAUCCUGUUACCAUUGAAUACUACCAUUGAAUACUUGGGCUUCGAUGUAAAGUGACCGCUUUAUCAUCUCUCGACUGAGAGGUUGCAGGUGGCUAGUUUCUUGAAUCUUUAUGUAGUUGUUUUCAGGUACUCUCAAUAGUGAUUAAACUCGAUCUACCAACUUCAUCCCCUAAUGUUACAGUUGUCAUCGCAGGAAGAUUAUAUUACCAUCUUGGAGACCUUGUAUCAGUCAAAUCCCA
Messenger RNA from Lentinula edodes (shiitake mushroom), 1605 nucleotides. RefSeq lists its product as uncharacterized. The coding region runs from base 217 to 1314 and encodes 365 amino acids. NCBI's taxonomy places the organism in Eukaryota, Fungi, Basidiomycota, Agaricomycetes, Agaricales, Omphalotaceae. The record is from RefSeq and is a predicted model, not a curated record. The transcript is spliced from 7 exons.